AUGGUUGAUACCUCACAGCCUGACCGGCGCGCUGGCCGGCAACGUCAGGAGCGCCAGGAGCGCCGGGCUGAGGUCACAAACGCAUCUGACACGGAUCCCACAACCAAUACGAAUACAUUGGAGGGAAAUCCAAUACUCCCAAUGGAGCCUGCAGAAUUCUUCACUCGGGAAGAGUGGCUCACAGAGCUACUAGAGGUGUUCCACGAAAACCUUGAGCCGCUCCAGAUGAAUCACGACGUUGAGGGGAUACGCCAGCUUAUCGAUUGGCUGGCUGAGAAUUUAGGCGCUGACGACGAACUGGCUCAGGCCAGCCCACGGACUCUGCCGUCCGAGGAUCGCGCUGCAGCCCAUCAGAACGCUGCCACGACUCGACUUGCGAAUCGGCUAUCGAGGGCCUUCCGACGGCUUGACCGGCUUGAGGCGCGCGUCCCUGAAGGUGAUGAGCCUUUGAAUCGGAUGGAGAGCUACGAACAGGAGAGCUACGAACAGGAGAGCCACGAACGGGGCGACUACGAACGGAGUGACUACGAACAGAGCGACUACGAACAGAGCGAUUACCAACGGGGUGACUACCAACGGGGUGACUACCAACGGGGUGACUACCAAUGGGGUACAAGGAGCUACAGACGAGACGGAGACAGUAUUGAUACUGACACGCUUCAGGCAAACGGCAAUACAAAUCAAGGUCGCCUCUCAGCUGAGCCAAUUCUACUUGACCCGGAAGGUUCGCAAAUCCAUUCGCCGACUUCAGAGCUGAGAGUGAUGUACCGCUAUUUCGUCGUUCCAUCGAAGCCUUCUCACGACUAG
Messenger RNA from Trichoderma aggressivum f. europaeum, 807 nucleotides. RefSeq lists its product as uncharacterized. The transcript is spliced from 3 exons. The record is from RefSeq and is a predicted model, not a curated record. NCBI's taxonomy places the organism in Eukaryota, Fungi, Ascomycota, Sordariomycetes, Hypocreales, Hypocreaceae. The coding region runs from base 1 to 807 and encodes 268 amino acids.